This is a messenger RNA of Cyanistes caeruleus (blue tit), 4603 nucleotides long. NCBI's taxonomy places the organism in Eukaryota, Metazoa, Chordata, Aves, Passeriformes, Paridae. The record is from RefSeq and is a predicted model, not a curated record.
CCAGCACCCCCUGCUCAGGGGGUGGGUUCCAGAGCUGGGAGCAGGUCCACAUGGUCCUGUCAUUGCAACACCUGGUCUGAGAGACCUAGCUGGGGUGUUUUCCUUUUGGUAUCUUGAACUUUAAUAAGGUGGUCAUGUUGCCAAGUUCUUGAACAACUCCAAUCAAGGGCUCAGAAAAGCUAAUGUUACAUCUUAAUAGCCUAACUCUGUGUUUCUUUCUUCACAGCAAACAUCUUGACAGUCAUCAUCCUCUCCCAGCUUGUAGCUCGCAGGCAGAAGUCCUCCUAUAAUUACCUUCUAGCUCUAGCUGCUGCUGACAUCCUGGUUCUUUUCUUCAUCGUCUUUGUUGACUUCCUCAUGGAAGACUUCAUCUUAAACAAACAGAUGCCUCAGGUACUGGACAAAAUAAUUGAGGUCUUGGAAUUUUCUUCCAUCCACACGUCCAUUUGGAUUACAGUCCCAUUGACCAUCGACAGGUACAUCGCUGUGUGCCACCCCCUCAAGUACCACACGGUCUCCUACCCUGCUCGUACUCGCAAAGUCAUCGUCAGCGUCUAUGUCACUUGCUUCUUGACCAGCAUCCCCUACUACUGGUGGCCCAACAUUUGGAUUGAAGACUACAUCAGCACGUCCAUGCACCACGUCCUCAUCUGGGUCCACUGCUUCACUGUGUACUUAGUGCCCUGCUCCAUCUUCUUCAUCCUGAAUUCCAUCAUUGUCUACAAGCUGCGGCGAAAGAGCAAUUUCCGCCUGCGAGGGUACUCCACAGGGAAAACAACAGCCAUCUUGUUUACUAUAACUUCUAUUUUUGCCAUAUUGUGGGCGCCAAGAAUAAUCAUGAUAUUGUAUCACCUCUACGUGUCUCCUAUAAACAACAGCUGGGUGGUCCAUAUUGUGUCGGACAUCGCCAAUAUGCUGGCACUGCUGAACACUGCAAUUAAUUUCUUCCUCUACUGUUUUAUUAGCAAAAGAUUUCGCACAAUGGCAGCUGCCACCUUGAAAGCCUUCUUUAAGUGUCAGAAGCAACCUGUGCAAUUCUAUACAAACCAUAACUUUUCCAUAACAAGCAGCCCUUGGAUUUCCCCAGCCAACUCUCACUGCAUCAAAAUGCUUGUUUACCAGUAUGAUAAGAAUGGAAAGCCUAUAAAAAUAUCACCAUGAAGAGGCCAAUAGCUGGAGUUUCCGGGUGCAAGUUCUUUACAAGUGGUUACAUCUUCAGGAUGUAAUUUUCUGAAAUGGCUGUUUUGAAGAGAGGUCAUUUGAUUUCAUUUCCCUGGGUGGCCAGGGGCAGAUCAGACUGUUGGGAGGAAACAGGAGCACUUGAUUUUAGGAGCAAAAGUGAGAAGGCAAACACCUCCAUCUCUUAUAUAGCAUCUUGAAUAUGCUUCAGAGUUCAAGUCUUAGUGUUCAGUCACACUCAAACGUUUUGCAUCCCAACACCAAUGCAAUCCAAAGUCACCAGAAGGGCAAAGCCACAGCAGUGUUUAAUUACAACCUUUUCAAACACAACAAAACCUUACUUGACCAUCAGUUUGCUAUUGAGAAAGUAAAUGGAUGUUUUUGUGUACUCUGGAAGGUGCCAUUUCUGAAGCGUGCGCUUGCCAAAAAUUCCGUGUUGAUUCUGGCAUGAGAUGCCACCACACACAUUUGUGCUGUCAAGACCUCCUUGCAGGAGGCAGCCUGUGAGACACAAGUGGUGACAAGCCUGGUUUUGGCUCAUUUGAACAAGGCUCGAGGACCAGUACAGUACCUGCUGCAGCCUUGGCAUGGAAAGCAAUCCUGCAAGCUGCCAAUAUUUGCGUGUUUUAAGUUGUUAUUUAAGAAUGUGACUGAGACAGGGGAGCUCAAGGGAGGGAGGGAUGUUUCUAGAGCCAAGAACAAAAGCAGCAUCUUUCCCCAGCUAUUUCAGUCAUGGUGUCUAAGUACUUUCAAGGGUGAAACCAAGUCCUGCCGAAAGCAGAGCUCUCACCAGAGCUGCUCCUGUGAGCAGUGAUCAGAGCCUUUAGGUUCCUUCUCAAUCAAUACAGAUUCUCAGUUAUCCCCUAUGUUCAAGCCUUUGGGGAUUCACAUAUAAAAAACUCAGCUUAAGAUUUUCUCCUGAUGGAUGAUGCCAUCCUAUUGCAGAUUUUCCAUUUAGUUGCUAAACAAACAAACAAAACAAAACAAAAAACAAACUGUGAAAUAAAUUCAUUAAACACUUAACAGCAGUAAAAACAUUAAAGCCUUAGUUUAAGCUGAUGUGUUUCCCUUAUUUAAAGGUGGUUAACUUCUCUUCCUUCACACUCAAAAAACAGCAUUCCAUCAAUGCUGAGUGUAGAAAAUAAGGGACAGGAGGGCUGAAAAUGCACUUCUUUUAAUUUCUUUCCCUUUCAGAUCUUGGCAUGUAGUCUCUUGGAGCCACAUGCCACAACCUCUUAAUUCUACACUGGGCACUUACACUGGCCUGUGUGGUGUGAGGGCAGUGAGGAUGUGGUGAACACGAGCCCAGCAUGGUCAGUGCACACAGCAGCUCCUCAGGAGCUGCAGAUCAGCAGUAGCUUGGUGCUAAUGCUGUGUUUGUGCCCCUGCCCCUCUCCAGUGCCAGCAGGGAGCUCGUGGUGCAUCAGGAACGAACACAGAGAGGUCCUCUGAGGAGGGAUCCAGUCAGGCCCACUAUGGUGGGAUCAGAGGGCUGAAAACAUCUCUCUAAGGCACAUGGAUGGCUCAGCUUUGGUGCAAAUCCCCUAAGAAAUGCCUGCUGUGAAAAAGAGCCUGGUUCCCUUCUGCCACCAAGGUUGUGUUUGCACAAUACCUGGUACCCACAUCCUGCAAGAGCCAACCCCAGCAAAGCUGAGCUCACCUUCCCCAGAAGGGAAUGGCAGCAGAAGGCACAGGCCAUGAAAGCCAGCCCCCCAAAGACACACAGGGGUGAUCUCAAGAGAGACCCAGGCUCGCUCAGGAGCAGAGAGGGGAUGCCCAGGGCCCCAGGACCACACACUGCCCAGGGACUCGAGUGGCAGAACUCUCAGCAAUUCUCUGUGAGGUGCUGAGGCACCCCAGGGACCACACAGGCCAGAGCAAGGACAGGGGCACCUCUGGGGAAAUGGGCUGAGAGCAAACACUGAGCCUUUCCACCCUCGCCCAUCACAGGGAUGGUUUCCAUUUAAAUGUCCCCAGAGAGAAAUGAGGAGCUUCUCAGUCUGUUGGCUGCUCAUCUUCGUGAUAUCAAAGCUUCACCCUUGCAAUAAUAAAGUGUUAAAGGGAUGCUCAGCCUUGCUGUAUUGGUCAUGACAAGGUUAAAAUUAUUGCUCCCUUUAUAGUGUUUUACAGAAAAUCAGUUUUGUGGCCACCCUCCCUGCCCUUCUCUCAGAAAUCUCCCUCUGGACUUUGUCAGUUGAUAGUAACCAAAGUUACCUUAUGGAAAAGGUAGUGUACAUUUCAUUUUGGAAAAACACUGUAUUUAUAACUUAUUUUUAUUCUGCAUUUGUUAUGAGGAAUGCUUGUCUGAAUUAAAUGUGAAUGAGUCUGAAGUGCAAUAUCUAUAUAGAUAAGUGGUUAAUUUUUGAGAAUGUAUCUAUUGAAAAAAUACCUAUUUAUACAAGAAGUUCACUAUUCUACUUAAUAUAAUAGUAACCUUAAAGAAAAUAGUGAAUGUUUAGGGCUUUUAUUUAUUAAAAAAAUUAAAUUAAGUGCAUGGCAUAUGCUGCCAUUCACAUGCUGUGACUUAUUAAUUUUUGUAACAUAAUGUUUAUCCUGCAAACUAUCAGUGUCAUCUGGUUUUUUCUGUCCUGAUAAUGUAUUUUUGUAAAUUACCAUAUUUAAAAACAAAAAUCUUUCUGCGUAUUUUUUUUUUCCCUAUGAAAAAGAACGCAUUAAAUUCUUCUAACUUAUUUGGAAAAACUCACAAUCGUUUUCCAUAUCAUUUUAGAAAUGACAAGGUGCAAUUUUCAUGUACAGUGGAUUGAUCAUUUCACUUCUGAUAAUUUAGGGCUUUAAGAGCUUGCUUCCAAAGCCCUUUGAAGUCAAAGGGAAGGUUGCUAGUGGGUUUUGUGGUUGGUUUUUCCAAUCCCCAUCAUUUUAGGAGGGCUUUGCAUCAAGCUGUAUCUUGUUAGCAGACAUUCAAAGCCUUCUUAGAGUCCAGUUUGGAUAAUAAAGCCUUGACUUUUUAGUCUGCCAUAUGGGAGCUGCUGUUGAUAAUACUUGCCUUAUUUUUGAUUGUGUGAAGCCUCUUGCAAUGACUGUUGCUAACUAGCCAUUGUCUUGCUGUAUUAUUUGUACCUCCUAAUUUUCCAAUAGUAAAAACUAAAAAAGCACAUGUAGUGUCAUUAUUUAGGGAAAAACUAUCCUGGAGACAAAACCAUCUUUAUUGUGGAGAUGGUCUUUUGUACUCUAAUUUUAUUUCAAAUGUCUACAAUUAGAAAAAAUAAGCUGUGAAUGGACAGUUUUACAAUUACUUAUAGAUAUACAUUCUUGAAGACCACAGCUAGGAACAAAAUACUUUUUAGAUGAGUUGCUGGUAUAUAAAAUUAUGGGACCUAUCACCUAUUUAAAUUGUGAAUAUUGAUAUUUUCAUAAGUAGACAAUAUAUUGUGUUUGACAAACUUGUUUGUAUUAUAAUAAAUUA